Messenger RNA from Aspergillus heteromorphus CBS 117.55, 2286 nucleotides. Its product is annotated as transient receptor potential ion channel family protein. The record is from RefSeq and is a predicted model, not a curated record. NCBI's taxonomy places the organism in Eukaryota, Fungi, Ascomycota, Eurotiomycetes, Eurotiales, Aspergillaceae. The transcript is spliced from 2 exons. Gene Ontology annotation, biological process: transmembrane transport; fungal-type cell wall biogenesis. The coding region runs from base 8 to 2146 and encodes 712 amino acids.
UGUGAUCAUGCGCUGGGCAACGUGUCUUAUCAGUGCCCUCGUCACGUCCGUGGUGCCACUCGUGGCUGCGACCAGGCUCAUAGAAUCGAAUGCUUUGAAUGUCUGUCAGAACAGCCCCAAUUUCACAGCAACGCAUUUCAGCGUCCGUUUUACACCCAACAAUCAUUCCCUUGCCCUCAGCUUCGAUGGGGUGGCUGCGAUCUCGGGUUAUGUCACGGCGGAGCUCAAGAUCAAUGUUUACGGCUAUCAACUGACCAGCGAGACACUGGAUCCGUGUAAGAUGAACCUGCAAGGCUUGUGUCCCAUGAGCGCGGGGGCCAUCAAUGUUCAGAAUGCCAAUAUCGACAUCCCUCAGGAUGUGGUGGGCAAGAUCCCGGGUGUCGCAUACACCGUACCGGACCUUGAUGCCUCCAUCCGAGUUUACAUCAACUCCACCGACACGGGCACAAGCAUUACCUGCCUGGAAGCAGCACUGUCGAACGGGAAAACGGUCAACCAGAAAGGCGUCGGAUGGACUACCGCGGUUAUUUCAGGCAUCGGGCUUACUGCUUCAGCCGUGACCGCUGGACUUGGAAACUCGAAUACGGCGGCCCAUGUAGCGGCCAAUGUCCUUGCCUAUUUCGGCUUCAUGCAAUCACAGGCUAUGUUCGGCAUGGCAUCCGUGCACAUGCCGCCCAUCGUGGAAUCAUGGACUCAGAACCUACAAUGGAGCAUGGGAGUCAUUCAUGUCGACUUCUUAGACACGAUCUGUACCUGGUACCAAAGGUCAACUGGGGGCAUUCCAUCGUCCGUCUUAUCAGAACUCUCGACAACCUCGGUAGAAGUGCUUAAGCGCAAGAAGCGCUCUUUUGAGAGAGCCGCCAAUCUAGUAUUCAAAAGGGCUUACACCCAAUCGGAGACGGCCACGUCCAGUACUACCGUCGUACGUGGAAUCAAGCGCGUGGGCUUUCGAGCCGGGAUUGAAGAAACCAACAUCUUCCUCACCGGCUUCAUCUUUUUUGUGGUCUUUGUUGCGGCGGUGAUGAUCCUUGUUGCCUUUCUAAGGGCAAUCUGUCACAUACUUGCGAAAAAGGGAAAGUUAACAAGCGACAAAUUUGCGGACUUCCGGGUGGCCAAAGGAAUCCUAUACAGGCUUAUAUUGAUCGGCUUCCCUCAGAUGUGUGUCCUUUGCCUGUGGGAGUUCACACAGAAUGAUUCUGCUGCCGAAGUAGUCCUUGCAGUCGUCAUGUUUCUAUCAGUGAUCGGCACUCUGGGCUGGGCUGCCUUCCGAGUUAUCACUCUUGCAAGGAGGUCGGUUACACUGCACAAGAACCCGGCGUACAUCCUGUAUUCCGACGAGAUGUGUCUGAACAAGUUGGGAUUCUUGUAUGUGCAGUACCGGGCAACAGCAUACUACUUCCUUGUUCCUGCCCUUUUAUAUACCCUCAUAAAAGCCAUGUUCAUCAGUUUAAGCCAACCGUCUCCGAUUGUGCAGACCGUGGCCAUGGUGAUUAUUGAGACUUCCGCACUCAUCGGCACCAGCAUUAUGCGACCCUGGAUGGACAAAAAGACCAACGGCUAUAAUAUUGCUAUUGGGGCUGUCAACUUCUUAAACGCUAUCUUUCUGCUAUUUUUCUCCAAGAUCUUUGACCAGCCUGGCAUAGUGACGGGCGUUAUGGGAGUUGUCUUCUUUGUGUACAACGCAGCCUUUACCCUUAUUUUGCUGAUCCUUGUCCUCCUCACAUCUGCCUACGCUAUAUUUUCAAAAAACCCCGACCUACGUUAUCAGCCUAUGCGGGAUGACCGUGGAUCAUUUGUCAAGUCGCAGAGCCAGUUGAUUACCGAGCUGGAUGCGUUGGGCUCGACAGCUCGUGGGGAAAAUAGCAAAGAUGCGUGGAACAAGGUCAGCCUUCUUACGGAGGACAAUGGGUCCGUUUCCAGCGGCAAUGGGGUCAAUGGAAGCCAUCCGAAUCUGGGAGGGACUCAGCAUGACUUACCAAACCCUCAAUUCUCCGAGUCACCCGCGAAUCAAGCGGCUCAGUAUCCUGACGCCCGGGCAAUCAGUCCUGGUGAACGAACAGCAUCGCCGGCGCCAGGGGAACUGCAGCGCACGCUGCUCAGUGACAGCGACAUUGCAGCUAGGAAUGAGAAGUAUGCCGUUCCAUGACAACGAAGGAAUAUUUUAGCCCCAAACCCUCUGUCCUGAAUGGAUAGAGAGAGCUUGCAGAAGGCUCCUAAUCGACGAAAAUGGGUUGGUCUUGUAUCUGAAUCACAUAAUUCGUGCGAAUUUCAUUUAUCUUCGUGAGA